This is a messenger RNA of Capronia coronata CBS 617.96, 2790 nucleotides long. RefSeq lists its product as uncharacterized. Gene Ontology annotation, cellular component: kinetochore; spindle pole body; centrosome. Lineage: Eukaryota; Fungi; Ascomycota; Eurotiomycetes; Chaetothyriales; Herpotrichiellaceae. Gene Ontology annotation, molecular function: microtubule plus-end binding; microtubule plus end polymerase activity. Gene Ontology annotation, biological process: microtubule polymerization; establishment or maintenance of microtubule cytoskeleton polarity; mitotic spindle organization. The record is from RefSeq and is a predicted model, not a curated record. Bases 1 to 2790 code for a protein of 929 amino acids. The transcript has a single exon.
AUGGCCGAACAAGAAGAAGACUUCUCUCAGCUCCCUCUUCCCGAUAGAUUUGUGCACAAAAACUGGAAAGUUCGAAAGGAGGGCUACGAAGCCGCCGCCAAACAGUUCGAGAUUACUCCCGAUGAAUCAGACCCCGCGUUUAGACCUUUCCUACAAGAUCCCGGCCUCUGGAAGUCGGCGGCUGGAGACGCCAAUGUUGCGGCACAGCAGGAAGGACUGGCUGCUUUGUGCGCAUUCUUGAAAUAUGGAGGACUACAAGCGGCCGCCAGAUCGCGCAACUACACCCUGCAACCGAUCUACGAAAAGGGAUUGGUGUCGAGUAAGCCCCAGGCCAAAGUAAGCGCUCUUGAGGCUUUGUUAUUGUACAUCGAGUUGGACAAGGCCGAACCCGUCAUCGAAGAGUUACUGCCUGGGUUGUCGCACAAACAGCCUAAAGUCAUCGCGGCCACCCUCGCUGCCAUUACCGCCAUUUUUCACAAUUAUGGUAUCAAGGUCGUCGAUCCGAAGCCGGUGAUCAAAUUGUUACCGAAGGUGUUUGGACAUGCCGACAAGAACGUCCGAGCGGAGGCACAAAAUCUUACGGUGGAGUUGUAUCGGUGGCUGAAGGACGCGCUGAAGCCGCUUUUCUGGAACGAACUGAAACCCGUGCAGCAACAGGAUCUCGAGAAGUUGUUCGAAAAAGUCAAAGAAGAGCCUCCUCCAAAGCAAGAACGUCUCACGAGAUCUCAACAGGCCGCAUUGGCUACCGCACCAGCAGCCUCCGGGACCGAACAGCCCGAAGAUGGGGCCGAGGUUGACGAGGCUGAAGGCCAGGCCGAACCCGAAAGUCUGGAUCCUUUCGAUUUUGCAGAACCAGUCGAUGUCUACUCAAAAAUUCCCGCCGACUUCUUCGACAUGGUGGGCUCAACGAAAUGGAAGGAGCGAAAAGAUGCCCUGGAUGGCCUCUUCAAUAUCGUCAAUACGCUAAGAAUCAAGGAAGGCCCCUUCGACGACUUGGUGCGCGCGUUGGCGAAAUGCAUGAAGGACGCCAAUAUUGCAGUUGUGACGGUGGCAGCCAACUGCGUAGAAAAGCUGGCACUCGGUCUAAGAAGACCCUUUGCCAGAUAUCGGUCGACGAUCAUGUCGCCAAUGAUGGAAAGACUCAAGGAGAAGAAACAGUCUGUUGCCGAUGCGCUCGGCGCCGCCCUUGACGCAGUAUUUACUGUCACGUCCCUUACAGAUUGUCUCGAAGAGACAUUAGGCUUUCUGUCCAACAAGAACCCCAACGUCAAGGCAGAGACAAUCAAAUUCCUUGUGGGAUGUCUGCGAAAGACGCCAGACGUGCCUUCAAAAGCGGAACAGAAGCUUAUUGCCGAUGCGGCGACAAAAUUGUUGACCGAGUCUACCGAGGCGAUCAGAGCCGGAGGUGCAGAGAUCCUUGGGACGCUGAUGAAGAUCAUCGGUGAACGCGCAAUGAACCCUCAUCUGGAUGGUCUAGACGAUAUCCGGAAAUCCAAAAUCAAGGAGUUUUAUGAUACAGCGGAGGUAAAGGCGAAAGAGAAGCCCAAGGCAGCCCCGCCGCCUGCGAAACCAACCUCUGCUGUCGGACGGAAAGUUGUUGCAGGCUCAAAGAAGCCAGUUGCGAAGAAGCCGCCGCCAGCUGCACACCCGCAAGAGGCUACACCGCUUCGCCCAAAACCGACGGCGAAAGCCCUUCCAAAGACUGGGGGCCUGGCCCGCCCUGGUCUGGCACAACCGUCUGCUCUCAAGCUAGGCGGACUCAAGAAGCCUACGGCUGGUGGUCUUGGAAGUGCAGCUGCCAGCCCGCAGCGACGAGUGAUGUCGCCUCCCAGAAGUGCCGAGAGUUAUGAUGAAGCACCCGCUCCCUCACCAUCAAAGUUUGGUAUGGGACGGGGUGGUCUCGCUGGACGCCCUUUAUCCCGACCUGCCGCCACUCCCUCGUCUCCCCCACCAGCAGCACCGGUUUCAAAUGGUCUUUCCGCACUCGAACGUGAGGAGCUGGAAGAGUUACGUGCCGAAAAAGAACGACUUUUGGCCUUGACCGAGAGCCUGCGAAGCAGCAAUGCCAAAUUAACCACCGAGAUAACCGAGCUGCAAAACCAGAAUGCGCAGUUGAUAGAGGAUCACACCCGGGACGUGCUCCAGAUCAAAGCCAAAGAGACCCAACUGGUGAGAGCGCGAGGAGAGUGCGAUGUGUUGAAGGCUGAGGUGGAGAGUGUGCGGAAAGAAUGCGAACGGUACAAGCGAGAAGUCACAAGAUUGGGACGUGAAGGUAUCGGGCGCGAAAGAGAAGAUCUGAUGCGUGGACGAACCAUGGAUGACAGUCUGAAUUAUGGCAGCGAAAGUGCUGGCAUCUACGAAGAUCACACCAUGAAUCGAUUCCCUGCGAACGGUAGCACCAUUCCUCCGAGGCCGACUAGCAGCGCUCUGCAGAGAAAUGGAAGCACCCAGAGCACCCAGAGCGCGCAGAGCAGUCGUACACAGACCUCAAGACCACGACCUCAGAGCGGAUACUCGGCAAAUCGACUAGAGGUCAGUCCGAGCGAGGAAAAGGAGAAUAGCGGUCUCGAUGUUUUGACUGGGAGACGGAAGAUCAGCCCACCCGUCGCCGGAGCACCCAAUGGCAGUGACAGAACCAGUCCGCAGCGACCUACUUUCUCCAGCAGAGACACAAGCGAUUCCGGUACUGUUGCGUCUAGGGAACCAAGAGCGGAGGAGAACUGGAAGAGAGCAGCCGAAGUGACGAGUCAACUGAAGGCGAGGAUCGAGGCUAUGAAGGUAUGUCAUUGA